This is a messenger RNA of Oncorhynchus tshawytscha (Chinook salmon), 3512 nucleotides long. It is a transcript of the gene fndc7a, whose product is annotated as fibronectin type III domain containing 7a. The transcript has 14 exons. Lineage: Eukaryota; Metazoa; Chordata; Actinopteri; Salmoniformes; Salmonidae. Gene Ontology annotation, molecular function: protein binding. The record is from RefSeq and is a predicted model, not a curated record. The coding region runs from base 94 to 2547 and encodes 817 amino acids.
GUUCAGCCCCUGACACUACCCUGCGGUCAUAAUCAGAAAUAGCAUUAGCCUACUAUACAUCUUUAGCCUCAAGGCAGAGGCUUCGCAGGAAGAAUGGGAGCAACAGAUUUUAAAGUGUUACAGCUCUUGCUUUUAAUCAGUUUAUCUGAGAUAUGUGGAGCGCAAAAAGACAUAACGUUAUCCGUGUUCCAAGUGUCCACAAAAAGUAUGACGGUGCGAUGGAGUCGUUACUCUGGGGCCAGCUCCUACAAAAUCACCGCCACACCAAAGAACUCUCCUCAACCGUCCGCAUUCGCCCAGUUCAGCGGGAACUCCGUCAUGGGCUCUGUUAACUCUCUCUCCGCCAACACAAUGUACACCAUGCGGGUCGAGGCCAUUGACAAAGCGGGCAUCGUCCUGAGCAGUGCAGAGUUGGACGGGAGCUCAUCCCCCGAGGUACCUACCAUUAAGCAGGCCUACUCCAAGCAGAGCGACAGCAUCACUGUGGAGUUCAGUGAGGUAAUGGGGGUGAGCGGCUACAUCCUGCGAGCUGAGUCUGAGGUGGGAGACUUCUUAUCAGAGACCGCGGUGACCAGCUCCCCCGGUACCGUGCUGCAGUUGCAGCCAUACACAGACUACACCCUCAGUGUCAUGUCUGUCAACAGCGCGGGACGCAGCCAGCCCUCAGCACCCGUCCAGAUCAGAACGGUGGUGGAGGCCCCACAGCUAAACUCCACCUCUCCCAGAAAUGACACCAUCCUGGUGACCUGGUCCCCAGUCAACCACGCGGUCCUCUACACCCUCUGCAUCAUCAAGGAGGGCUCCAACUCUCGCCUCAAACUCAACACCAGCGACCCAUUCAUGACCUUUGAUGACCUGGAGCCCGGUACCAUCUACUGCAUCAAGGGCACGGCCUGGGACCUGGACGGUCGCCCCGGAGACGACCUCACUGUGUGUCAGAUCACCCGUCCUCUCAGCCCUGGGACCAUCCAGGUGUUUUUGACCCAGACCAGAUCUGGGGGUUUGGCAGUCUACUGGCAGAUGGUGCAUGGGGCAGACGUCUACUUGGCAAAGACUUCUACUGGUCAGAACUGCUCUGCCUCAGGGAGGUUCUGUAUGAUCAGCCCACUGAGCUGCGGGCAGAACCACAGUGUGACUGUUACAGCCGAGAACAGAGCUGGAACCAGCAACCCCUCUGACCCAGAGGAAUUCAUCACAUUCCCAUGCCCUCUGGAGCAAGUCUGGGUAGAUGAGCACCAGGCGGGCAGCUGCUGGGUGUCGUGGACUAAGAUGCCCUUGGUGGAGUACUACAUCGCUUUUGUCAAGAGAGACGACGGGUCUGAGGAGCGCUGUAACACCACUGACACCACCUGUCACUUCUACUGCAUGUGUGGCUACACCUACCUCAUCACCAUGUUCACCUACAACCAGGCUGGCUCCAGUCCACCGGGAGACGUGUUCAACUAUACCACCAUUCCCUGUUGCCCAGAGGACGUUACCAUAGCACUGGUGUCGACGGAGACCCUGGAGAUCAUGUGGUCGUCGGUGCGGGGGGCGGAACUUUACGAGACGACGGCGGAGGAGAUUGAUGAUGUCAUUCACUGUAAGGACACGGCGCCUGUGUGUGCUCUGUCCAACCUACGCUGUAACACACAGUACAGUGUGGUGGUGAGACCAUGCAGUGAAAUACGAGGCUGCAACCGCACCUGCAAACCUCACACACACGAGACAGCUCCCUGUUCUCCAGAGAUCCUGAGUGUAUCUCAGACCAACUCAUCCUCGAGUGUCAGUGUCUUGUACACGGCCCCCAACACCCCCAACACUACCUACACCGUCACAGCCGUGGGCCUCACUGACACACACACCUGUCAAUCACUCUCCACCUCUUGCCAGCUCACACAGCUACCCUGCGGAGCCACCUAUGAUGUCACAGCGUAUGCCAGGACAGCAGUGGGGCCAAGCCUGUCCAGCUAUAGCGUGCCCCUGGAAACAGGUCCCUGCUGCCCCCACACCCUGACAGUAGACCAGGUGACCCAGGCCAUGACCAACGUCACCUGGUCCCCCGCUACAGGGGCGCGCUCCUAUGUCACGGCGCUGACAUCAUCUCGGGGACACGCCAAGUGCCACACCAUGGACACACACUGCCUGAUGGGAUGCAUCACCUGCGGGACCAACUAUAGCGUGAGCCUGGAGGCCAUCAGCAGGACAGGCCACAAGGCAGAAUGCAGAUAUCAUGGGUUCUCAUCCAGCGCCUGUUGUCCAUCGAGUGUCAAGCUCUACCGGAUGGCCAACAAAUCUCUGAGGGUGUACUGGCACUCCUCGGGCCCCCAGAACCACACGGUGGACCUGAUUGGGACAGGCACCAACCACACUUGCAUCCCCCCGCCUCUCAGCAGCUCCUGUGACGUGGCCGAGGUCAUGUGUGGGGACGUCUACACCAUGGUGGUGGCACCUGUCAAUCAGGAUGGGAGCAAAGUCACAUUCUGUCCCGGCAGGAUCUACUCUGUGUCCUGCUCCGGAAGCAAUGUAGGAGUGGUGAUCUAUCGGGGAAAGAGAAGUGUCGAUUAGAGGUAAUCCCCUGGAAAGGCACAACAUGUAAUCUACUUAUAUCAACUUCUGUCCCGUCUGUCAAGAAAUCAGCUGAAAUGUCAUUGUUUUUAUUCAGUCCCCCUCCUUUGAUUCUAUCUUCAUCUAUCUAUGCUGUUUGGGUCCAACGUGUGUCCUUAUGACAAAGCAUCAUUAAGUUCAUUAUCUAAGGUGUGUUAUCUUCAGUUUCUAACUCAAUAAGACUUGAUGCAGGUUGAUAUGACUAUAAAGAGACAUGCAACAUUAUAAUCUCUACAAUCAAAAUGACACAUUAAAGGUGUUCAAUUCCAAAUACUUGCUAUUGACGUUUCGUUAUCUGUAUCCACUGUGUCUUUUCUCCUACAUAUAUUGUUUUUACUAACAGACUGAAACUGUGAUUAUGGAUCCUAGUGUUUAGCAGAGAUAAAUCAUUACAAUGUCUGUCCUUUGUUUAAGUCUACCUUCAUGACCCAAGAGAAACAAGAGAAAGGGUGUGCCACAUCAUACAUUUGUCUGUGAGCUGGACUGUACAUGUCUUUUUUUUCUUUUUAUACAUGAAAGAACAUAAGUAUCCUUAAGUAGGAAGCCUCCAUAGAGUUGUUGUUAAGCAUGUUAUGUGUGGUCAUACAGCUGUUUGUUGGUCACUGUGAAAGAGGAGCAUAGAGAACAUACUAGAAUACCACUGGAGCUCAGGCUGCUGCUGAGGGGAGAACGGCUCAUAAUAAUGUCCGGAACGGCGCCGAUGGAAUGGCAUCAAACACCUGGAAAUCAUGUGUUUGGUGUAUUUGAUACCAUUCCACCUACGCCUCUCCAGCCAUUACCACGAGCCCAUUCUCCUCAAUUAAUGUGUGACCAACCUCCUGUGCACUGGAGUCAUACAUGUCAUAUGGAUGACAAGUCAGGUCAUAUUGAAGGGCAGAGAAUGUUCCCAUUGCAUUCAAUGUGUUCAAACAAUAAAACACCCUAUU